GAGACCAGGAGAGUGGCAGCCGAAGCCCCUCUCCCAUGUUCAGUCAUUGAUGAGCGGCCGAGGAGUGAGUGUCGGCCCACAGUGCAUAAUAUAUUUAUUUCUGGCAGCGGCGUGGUCUCUCAUUGUCAGUGCGCAAAUUGGAUUCAGUGCUUGAAAGAGGAUUACUGUGCUGCAUUACUGAUAACCGCUCUUGGACUUGAAAUAUGUAAUAAGGUGCAUCACCCAUUUUGAAUGCUAGAAGAAAUGCCCUCAGCGGCGCAGCUCUCGCGUCUGCUGGAUCUCGGCGCCGACGCCGGCGCUGCCGAAGAGUCGGAAGAGUCCUCGACGCCACCCGGCCAGUCCUUUCGGCGUGGCAAGAGUCGCGUUUACCACGCGUCCGAGUGGCCCGCAGAGCAGCAGGAUGAGUGUCUGUGGUCACCGGGUGCCUGCGGCCCCGGGGGCCAGGGCAGCCCCCAGCAGGGUCCGCGGGGUUGGCAGCUGGUGGUGUCGGGCCACGCCGGGCCCCCAAGCCACAAGAGCCAGGACUCGGGCUUUUCAGACUCUGAAUCGGAGGCGUCGCCCCUCGAGCUGAAGCCCCUACCCAGGGCGAGGGGCUCGCCCACCCCAGGCACCCCCUUGCAGUGUUCCACCCCCAAGACGGCCAGGGGCACACUCAGGGCGCGUCUCGUAAACCGCAAGAGCAGCGAUAAGGUUAAGAGCAAGCGGCCAGGCGAGGAGACGACCUUAGCGCCGGUCAACCCGGCCCUGGAUCUGCUCCUGACCACGAGAAUAGUCGGGAGCGAGGUUUGUCGCGAUCCAGUGGAGCAGUGGUUGCAGGAGACGCGCUACCGUGUUGAAGCCGAAUGCACCACGACCCUGCAGGGCAAGGCAAUCGCCUCCAGGUUAGGUGGCGCCUGCUCCAGGGUGGUCGGUGCCAGGGAUGCCGUCAGGGCCCUCCAGCAACAGGCGCACGUCAUCUCGGCGGAAUUCGCAAGGCUCUGCCAGCACAUGGAACUAGAGCGUCUCGAGUCCUGUCCGGACCUGGCGGACAGCUUAAUCACGCAUGUGGAUGCAUUUGUGCGUGGCUACCAGUCUCAUCAAGCGGCGUGUGCGGACGAGGUGCGGCCCUCCGAAGAGCAGGAGCGUCUCGCCAGGGAGGAAGCCACUCUGGUGGCCGCAUGCAACCGGCUAGUAGCUACCUGUGCCUGCUCAGGGCCACCCAGCAAGGAACAACUGGCGCUGGACGUGGCAGCCCUCGGACACUCGUUCACCAGACUUGUGGAUCGGGUGCUCAGCCACGAAAUCAAGGCGCUUGUUUCUCUCAUCGAGCAGUCCAGUCCCUCAGAACUUGAACUCAGGUCUGCAUUGGCGAGCAUCGCAGCUUUGGGCCUGGAAGGCAGCCAUUUGUGCAAACUGAUUGCUAAGUGCGGAGCCGUCAGGGCGCUCCUGGCAGUCUGUCUUGAUGCCACCAAACCCAACCUCAGAGUUGCCGCCCUCAGGACGCUGGCCAUCGUUUGCAGCGAGGUGGAAGCCGUCAGGCACCUGGACCAGGAUGGAGGAGUGGAGAUCCUGGCAGACAUCCUAGCAGAAAACCAAAGAAGCGAGGAGGAGCGAGCAGAGGCUGCCUCCGUCUUAACGCAGGCCUCCACCCUCGGAGUGGACGGCAGCCUCACCAUCGAGUCGCUACCUGACCACCUAGACUCGCUGGUUACCUCAUUAUCAAGAAUGGCAAGUGAGACGCGGAAGGGCGAGUCCCUGCUGCUUGCCCUGGCCACCCUGACCAACCUUUCGUUCCUGGAGCCGCGGCAGUGCGUGAUGCUGCUCGUGCAGAAGGACGCGGCCAACCAGUUGCUGGCCGCUGUUCGCAGCGGCGUGUCCUCAUCUCUCUUUGUGCAGGAGCAGGCGGCCACCCUUCUGGCCAACAUGGCUGCCGUGCCUGAGGCCAGGGCAGAGCUGGCCGAGAGUGGCCGUGCAGUAGUCGCCCUGCUGUGCUUCCUACAAAUUAGGUCGAGUCCGCUCCAGCGAUCUGCAGAGAUUUCUGCUGCUGAAAGGGUCCAACAGAAGUCUGCAAUCGCUUUAUCAAGGUUGUGCAGUUCCCAGACAGUCGCUCAACAGAUUGUAGAGUUGCAAGGGGCUGAGCGUCUAGUUCGCCUGUGCAAGGAUGAAAAGGAAAGGAACCACAGUGAUGCGGUGCUUGUUGCCUGCCUUUCUGCGCUCAGGAAAAUCGCUUCGCAUUGUGGGCCAGAGGUAAUUGAGAAGCUAGGUGCCGAGGAACUGGUGGCGCCCAGACUCCUGGACUCGUUCUUGCUUUACUCAUCCCGCCAAGAGAGCUACGUGUGAACUCUAAAGCACCAAAAACUCUAAAGUGAGAUCAAUGACAUCAAGUCAAAAUCGUGUAAUCUAUAUACACACACUGGUGUCCUUCAUAUGUUUAAUUUUAAGAACUCCUUUUUUAAAAACAUUAUGUAUUAUUUGUCUUGAAGAAGCUACUGAUUAAAGAUGAAUAUUUUAAUUAAAUUAAAAAUUCUAUAUUUUUC
This is a messenger RNA of Cloeon dipterum, 2516 nucleotides long. Its product is annotated as protein inscuteable homolog. NCBI's taxonomy places the organism in Eukaryota, Metazoa, Arthropoda, Insecta, Ephemeroptera, Baetidae. Gene Ontology annotation, molecular function: protein binding; cytoskeletal adaptor activity. Gene Ontology annotation, cellular component: apical cortex. The coding region runs from base 232 to 2319 and encodes 695 amino acids. The transcript is spliced from 9 exons. Gene Ontology annotation, biological process: apical protein localization; asymmetric cell division; regulation of asymmetric cell division. The record is from RefSeq and is a predicted model, not a curated record.